AUUACCCGAUGCCCGUUUGGGCCAUUUCUCUCGCUCUCUGCCUUUCCCUCCUGUGAAAUCUUUGUUCCUCUACCGUGCUUCGACGAUGGUCCCAUGGAGACCGAAGAAGAAAUUUCUGUAGCCUACGAAGAAGUUUACGGGGCCCCGCGUACAGUUCCGAUCAUCAUCAUCGGCAUGAACUCGGAGCCCAAACCUCAACUUUCCCAGCUUCUCAGCCCCGUCUGAUAUUAAAUCCUCCAUCUUAAGCAAUACACAUAUCCAGAUUCUUUCAGAUCUACCCGCGCAGAAGGACGAGGUGGAGUAGGGAGUUACGUCUCUUUCAGAUCUACCCACGCAGAAGAAGACCCACUCAGAUCUCUUCUCCUCUUUUAGAUAGGCGUUUUGGACGGAGUCACUUACCGCUACCUACUCGUCGGCUCUAGCAAGCAUACCAAGAAAAGCAUGGUUUUUGUGAACGAUUCCCUGUAGCAGCUUUCAGUUCGAUUUUAAGGUUCUCCUGUGUUAUACAGAGUGAAUUGAUUGAAGCACUAGUGGCUCAUCUGUCGCCUGGCACUGUUCGCUGUGGAUGCCAAGUAGUUUCAAUAAAAUUGGAAACACUGACUUCAAGUCCAAUACUUCUAAUGCAUGAUGGAAAUGGACUGAGGUGGAGUAGGGAGUUACUUGGGACGAAAUCGAACCGAAGCCUUUUGGAGAAGACGAAAUCAAACACAGCAACUCAUUGCAGCAACCCUUUUCAGAAACGCACGACUUCUUUUCAGAAAUCCUCAGAAAAUGCAAUGUGCGGCACAACCGUUGGUGAGGAUGUAGGACCCAUGACACAGAAUCUCUGACCACCGGUUCACCACCCCCGUGCUGCACUGGCUCCUGUGGAGCUCUCUCGACUUAUUCCAAUAAGAAAAGCUACCACCUUUCCAUCAAGUUUCACAUCGCUGAUCCCUGCUACCUUGCUAGCUUAUCCUUUCGCUUUCGUUGGUCUCCUUAGCCUUCUUCCGAAGUUUUUCUUUCUUUUUUUAUUUUCCCUGAAAAUGAACCGAAAACAAUUUCGUUAAUUCUUACUUUUUUUUCGGGAAAAAAAAAAAAACAAGGAAACUACGCCAAAGCUACCAUAUCAAUCGGGGAACCCGGAAUAUACGUAAAAGCAAUGAACCUCUUUCUCUCUACAGAUUGCCCACCUCCAAAAUAGUCGGAUAUCUUCUAGAUGUCUGUCUUUCUUUAUACAGAUUCCAGAUUUCCGUUCCCCCAUUUGUUCGAUCGAGCUGUACAUAAAAGCACGUAGUAGUAUAGGAGUACUAGACAUGCCAUGCGUACGUAGGACAUAUUCAUAAUUCUUCAGGUUUCGAAAUUUUAAUUAAAGAGAAUCCCGAUCGAGGAAUCCGUCAAAGGAUGAAUUUGAAUGGAGUCGUCGCGGUUGUGCUGGCUCUGCUCGCGUACGCGGCCCGGCGCAUAUACGCGCAGAAUCGGCUUCUUGUGCCCAUGACUCUGGUCCAAAAGGCUUCUGCUCUCGGUGCUUUUUGCUUGGAUGGAAGUUUGCCGGCGUAUCAUCUGCACAGAGGAUCCGGGACCGGAACAGACAAAUGGCUUUUGCAGUUCGAGGGUGGUGGGUGGUGCAAUGAUAUGGCGUCGUGCUUGGAGAGAGCCAAAACACGUAGAGGAUCUACACGUCUCAUGACCAAGUGGGAAGUCUUUUCUGGAAUUUUAAGCAACAAUGCUUCUUUGAAUCCAGAUUUCUACAAUUGGAACCGUGUGAAGCUUAGAUAUUGCGAUGGAGCCUCAUUUGCUGGAGAUGCCAAGUUCGACAAUGGGACGUCAUUCCUUUAUUUCAGAGGGCAAAAGAUUUGGGAAGCAAUCAUUCAUGACCUUCUCCCAAAAGGUUUGGGGCAUGCACGCAUGGCUUUGCUUUCAGGUUGCUCUGCUGGGGGUUUAGCAUCCUUUUUGCACUGUGACAACUUCAGCAAGUAUUUACCAGAGAAUGCCAGUGUGAAGUGCUUGAGUGAUGCUGGAUUUUUUCUUGAUGAAAGAGAUAUAAGUUCGAACUAUACCAUGAGAUCCUUGUACAGAGAUCUUGUUUCGCUACAGGGGGUUGAGCAGAAUCUGGAGAAAACCUGCACCAGUUCCCUCAAAUUGCCUUAUUUGUGCUUCUUCCCGCAGUAUGCAUUGAAAUACAUUAACACGCCAUUCUUUGUCUUGAACACGGCAUAUGAUGUAUUCCAAUUUAAUCAUAUAUUGGUGCCACCUUCGGCUGAUGUACAUGGAGACUGGAGUCAUUGCAAGCAGAAUCCAGCUGCAUGCAAUGCAAACCAGUUAGAAACAUUGCAAGGCUUCAGGGAUGAUAUGCUUUUAGCAUUGAGAGGGUACGACAAAUCAAGAGUGGGGAUGUUCAUAAAUUCAUGCUUUGCUCAUUGCCAGAGUGAGUCCCAAGACACAUGGUUCAGAGAUGACUCUCCGAGAAUUCACAAUAAGAGCAUUGCAGAAGCAGUUGGUGAUUGGUACUUCAACAGAAGGAUGAGUACCCAAGAGAUUGAUUGUGCAUAUCCGUGUGACAGUACCUGCCACAACCUUAUACCAAAACCAUAGCCAUUGGCUCAGAAAUGUCGCAGGUCCUAUAUAAAAAGAUUCGAAGUUUACGAGGAAAUGAUACAGUUGUUCUCACAAGGUUCUCUAAAUGCAGCCGUUUGGUAGCUUUUGAAGAGAUUCACCGAAAGGAAAAUUACUUUUAUAUUCAUACGUGGUGAUGAUUUCAAUGUAUCUACAAAAUGAUGAUUAGAGCAUUGUUAAUGAAUUAUUCAUAUGUAAAAAUACAGUAACGUUUAACUAUUAGAAAUGAAAAGAGGAUUGCAAUGGAUUAGCUAAA
Carya illinoinensis is the source of this 2851-nucleotide messenger RNA. RefSeq names its product pectin acetylesterase 9-like. The transcript is spliced from 13 exons. Gene Ontology annotation, molecular function: hydrolase activity. NCBI's taxonomy places the organism in Eukaryota, Viridiplantae, Streptophyta, Magnoliopsida, Fagales, Juglandaceae. The coding region runs from base 1384 to 2574 and encodes 396 amino acids. The record is from RefSeq and is a predicted model, not a curated record.